CACUCAACGAGUGUACAUAUGAAAGUUGCUGCUACACGCAACGCAGUUGGCUCAUUGAGACAGUCAUUCAGUUGCUCGCGUGACUUUUACCCGAACUGUUGUUUGGUGUCUUUGUGUACGCAUCCAUAACGAACUUUUUCUGAGGCGACAGAAUUUGACCAAUUAAAUUUUUUUUCGCGACGAAAAGUGCGAUAAAUUAAAAAACCAAUACAGUUAUAAAAUGUGUCUGCGGUUUUAGACAAAAGCAAAAAUACUAAAAACUACAAUCCGAGGGAAAAGUGAAAUAAAAUCUUCAAAAGUUUAUUGCUAUCCAGCUAAGCAAUACAUUCAUCCGCAAUUUUCAAUCGACUUUGCAACACCUGUGCAUACUCUAUAUUUUACCCCUUUCCCUACUUCUACACCAACAACAACAACACCGCGAUUCAGUUCUUGCAAUAAGCAACAAAAGAGAGAUGACUUUGGACGACUACAAGUGUACGUGUAAGCUGGCAUACAAGAGUUUCGCUGUAUAAUUGCAGCAACAAUAAGAGAAAAUUAACAACACAAACAACAACAUUAGCCAACAAGCAGUUCAGUUAUGAUAGCUUAGCCCAUCAACUGGCGACCAACUAACUGCAUUUGAGGCCACGGCAAUAUUUUACGCCACACAACAGGCCAACUAACCGCCACCACCAACAACGGCAACAACAGCAACAACAUCUGCAAGAUUAACCAACUAAAAGAAUAGCCAAAGGCAAGAUUUGAAAAUACAAACAAACGAACAAACAAACAGAGAGUUGGUUGGGCGGCGAAAACGUUAAGCAAAGUGGCGCGCAUGCGAUGUAAAUUGUAUAUUUAAAUUGCCAGUGCAACAACAAUAAUAAAAAUAGCAACAACAACAUCAACAACAAAUGCACACAUACAUUUGAUACUUCGUAUUUAUGCGAGAAGUUGCUUUGAAGGCACAUAUAAUCGGACGCCUCAGCACGAGUACGGCCACAUCAGCUGCAUUGGCUGACAGCAACAAACAACAACAACAAACAACAACAAACAACAACAACAACAACAACAACAAGAAAGUAUUAAACCUAUAGCAAGUGGCAACAGUGUAGUCAUUCCCCAGCAUCCCGAGUGCUUUGCUGCUGCUGCUGCUGCUGCUGCUACGCCACACCGCCAAAUUGCCACCUUUUUAAUUUCUGCUUCCUUUUCUUCAUUUUCUUGAGCGACCUGCAUGAUGGGCACAAUACGUCAACUAAAACCAGCUGCGUUUCCCCCUCCUGAAUCUGACGCAAGAACUGAAGCCACCGCAGCAACGGCCGCUGCAACAAGAACGUCACACAGAAACUCAGCAUCAGAUUCGUCAAGGAAUUAUAGUAAAAUUAUAGAUGUGCGUGCCGAAGAAAGCACUUUGAGCUACACAUCACAACAAAAACAACAACAAGACCUACUACACCUGCAUCAUUCCAGCAACAACAGCAACAUGCCUAUGUGGCAAGCGUCAAAAACCGUUGCUGCUUCACUACUGUCGCUGCUGGCGUUACUGCUGCUGUUCGGUUGCGCUACAACACCAGCAAUGGCGACACCCGUCUUCGUUGACAACCCGAAUUUAGCACAAUUUCAAUCCGGCCGAAAUAUACGACACUUGCCCUGCAUUGUGCGGAAAUCGGGCCGUUCGGGCGUUUGUAUGUUUGCUAUUGAUUGUAUUAAACAGAAUGGCACACACUUGGGCACAUGCAUCGAUCGUUUCUAUUUCGGUUCGUGCUGUCAAUUGAAGGACGAAGCCGCGCUCUUUGCGCCUGAGAUUAGCGACAACAGCAUCGAUCAAAACACGAUCUCACAUUUUCCACACGAGUCCACGACACUACCCACGAGUACCCUCUUCAAACUCACCACGUUAGAUCCUCACCACACGGUACAAAGCAGCAGUAACAGCAUAAGCGAAACGGUGAAAAAUGUCACUCAAAGUUAUUUACAACAAAACAGUCACAUUCACAGCGCUAGCAGUAGUACCGUUACAAAUGAUAAGGGCGAUACGACACCAACCGUAACAACAACUAGUGUGAAACCAGUUAAAAUCACCAUAACAACACAAGCUGCGCCAAAACGUCAACCACCGCAUACAACACAUAAAACGUCUCAGUUUGUAGUGCGAACCACAGCUAAGCCUACCGCUGCUCCAACAACAAUUAAGCCACCACGUCGUAAGACCACAGUUGCACGUCCCAUUCUAACCACCAUCACGAGCCCCCAAGUAGACACACGCAUCGAGGUGACCACUCAGCCGACAAAGUUCUUCACAUUCCAAAUUGUGGAGACUACGACGCCUUCGGCUACGGAAGGCAAUAUUAAACAGGAUGAAGUGGCCACCACACACCGGCCGGUGCACACCACAAAUCGUCAUCGACCACGACCAACUACGACUGAGGUGCCAACGCAAUUUGUAACCACCACACUAAAGCCUUCAGACCCUGUUAGUUACGCCACCAGACCGAGGCCAUUGAUAACACGUCGUCCCACAGCAAGCAAGAGACCCUCGCAGACAAAGCCACGGCCGGCGGCAAGCACUAGACCCACAAGAAGACCUGUUGGUAGUGAUGCCAACGAGGCGGUGAAGCCAAUUUCAUUGAACACCACAACAACAGCUGCUGGAGCAAGUGCCACAACGCACCGUCGACCAACACCGUCCCCGACGACACUAAAUAAGGAUGAGUUACCAACCACAGUGCAAGAGACCAAAGUUCCGACUCCCGCAGAAGCGGUGCAACAAACAACACAUGCGCCAAGGCCGCGCCCUCAACCCACUGCUGAGAUUGUGAAAGUACCAAAGCCUAGUCUUGCUGCGGUGGCAACAACAUCUUCACCAGCGACAACAACUGCCACAAUAACAACGACAACUGCUCCGGUGACAACCAGAACGACAACAAAGCACCCGAGCACCACGCACCCGAGCACCACGCACCCGACGACCUCAAGAACAAGGCCAAUAACGACAACUACUCCAUCCACCCCAACAACAGUGAAGCCAAUAACAGCGAAGCCAACAACAGCGAAGCCAACAACAGCGAAGCGAACACAGAAACCACACAGGACGACAACGACUACAACUACAACUACACCCGCACCUAUCAGCAGCACCACACCGCAGUCGGCGACAUUGACGACUGAGACGACAAAAAUCGAGCCUCCACUUAUUGAUAUUACAACAACAACUCCAGGAUUGAUAACAUGGACAAACAUGGACAACGAGCCGACAACAAUAAACGCAACCUUCGAUUGGGGUCCUCCACCGACUACGCUAACGCAGGAGAUCAGCAAUAAAACUACGGGCGCAGCAGCAACAACAAAUGACACUCCUUUCACCACGUCCGUGCCCGCGACAAGCACCAUGAUAUCGGUGUCGACUAGUAUUAGUGAAAUAAUGAGCAACAUAACCUCAAUCAUGCCAAAACCAGAGCGUCCCUCAUCAGUGGUGAAUGCACGACCGCCAAAGCCGACCUCGCCGACAUCGCCGACACCGCCGAAAACGACAGAAAGUCCAACAACGUCUCCAACAAGUACACCCAGUACUACAAAAACAACGACAACAACAACAACGACGACGACAACGCCAAAACCCAAACCAAGACCGACUACAACUCCUAAUACCACAUCUACAACGACAAUCCCAACAACAACAAAAAGCACCACCACAACAACAACCACCGAGGCUGCCAUCGAAUUAGAAGAGACGCCCUCGACGACAAGUGCCGAACAGAGCACUGAAGGUUUCUCAACAACGGGAACAGGUAUCUUUGGCUCUACCGAAUACAGCACCGAAGAUUAUAACGGCACAUUGUCGUCGUCAACAUCGGCACCGGUGAACUCACUGGAGGGCAUGGAUUACAGACAAAUUUGUGGUCGCCGUAUGUUCCCCGAGCCACGCAUAGUCGGCGGCUCGAAUGCGGCUUUUGGACGUUGGCCUUGGCAAAUCUCACUUCGACAGUGGCGUACCUCGACCUACUUGCACAAAUGUGGAGCGGCUCUGUUGAAUGAAAACUGGGCCAUCACAGCGGCGCAUUGUGUGGAAAAUGUACCACCUUCCGAUCUCUUGUUACGCAUGGGUGAAUAUGAUUUGGCGGAGGAGGAGGAACCGUACGGUUAUCAGGAGCGACGCGUUCAAAUCGUAGCUUCACAUCCACAAUUCGACGCGAGAACAUUUGAAUAUGACUUGGCGUUACUGAGAUUCUACGAGCCAGUUGUCUUCCAACCCAACAUCAUACCCGUUUGUGUGCCCAAUAGUGACAUAGACUUUGUCGGUCAAACUGCCUUUGUAACCGGUUGGGGACGCCUCUAUGAAAAUGGACCGCUGCCAAGUGUCUUGCAGGAAGUUGCUGUGCCGGUCAUCAACAACACCAUCUGUGAAUCCAUGUACCGCGUGGCCGGCUUUAUUGAGCACAUACCGCACAUAUUCAUUUGUGCGGGUUGGAAGAAAGGCGGCUACGAUUCCUGUGAAGGUGACUCCGGCGGUCCCAUGGUGCUGCAGCGCGAGGAUGAUAAACGAUUCCAGUUGGGCGGCGUCAUUUCGUGGGGUAUCGGCUGUGCGGAGGCCAAUCAACCGGGCGUCUACACACGUAUCUCUGAGUUCAGAGACUGGAUAAAUCAAAUUCUGCAAUUUUAGGUUAGUCAAAGAAAACAGCAACAACGAUUAUACAAAAACACAAUCGCAACCAUAGUUUGUAUUAUAUUUACUUAGAGUAGAAGAGAUUUCUUGUAUUAUUUAAAUAAUUAUAUUAGCAAAAGUAGGCAUUACAAAUCACUCCCAGCUCAAUGAUGAAACAAAGGUCCCACAAGCGAAAUGAACAGCGGUAACGGUAAAGGAGAUAAGGCAUUUAGUUUCUAAAUAUUCAGCAAAUGAGUAUGAAAAUGGCAAAACUUGUGCUUUGGUUAUACCCACAGCCUCUGCGGAGCGCUCAGCAUGCUCUUUGCGGCUUUUCCGUUAUAAUCAAAGCAACGACUUGCAUCAGUUUCCAACUAAAAAUGAAAUAGAACAACAGAGUAAAUAGUUUUAGUCAAAUACAAAGGAAAUAAUUCACUGAAAAUAUAAAUAUGUGUUGUUUGUGCCGAAAUGUUCUUGGAUUCAUUGUUUUGUAACAACAAAAAAAUUUAAAUACAAAGGCAAACACGCAAAGCUAAUGUACACAUACAACUUCAUACGUUUUUUGAGCAUUUUGCAUUUAAAGAAAGAAAUAUUUAAACACUCAUUUCGUUUAUUUAUUAGCAUUAUUCAUACUGUACAUAAAUAUAUUUGUAACAAUAAAUAGGUUUUAGGCCAUUGCUAAGUGUAAUUUAAGUGUGUCUUGAUAUUAAAAAAUAAUAAUAUUUAAUUAUUUAUAGUAAUUUUGUAAACUUAACUAUUAGUGUGCAUGACUUUUUGCAAUAACCUUCGCUGUACUUAGUAAAUUUAUCUGAUUCAUAUCUUUUUCUGAAUGCGUUUUUCAAAACAUUUUUCAGUCAUAAUUCACAAAUGUGUUAUUUAUUAGUUAAUAUUAA
Ceratitis capitata (Mediterranean fruit fly) is the source of this 5508-nucleotide messenger RNA. RefSeq names its product mucin-2 (gene Np). Lineage: Eukaryota; Metazoa; Arthropoda; Insecta; Diptera; Tephritidae. Gene Ontology annotation, molecular function: serine-type endopeptidase activity. The record is from RefSeq and is a predicted model, not a curated record. Gene Ontology annotation, biological process: proteolysis. The transcript has 10 exons. The coding region runs from base 1211 to 4636 and encodes 1141 amino acids.